Messenger RNA from Staurois parvus, 311 nucleotides. NCBI's taxonomy places the organism in Eukaryota, Metazoa, Chordata, Amphibia, Anura, Ranidae. The record is from the annotation of a GenBank genome assembly.
UUUUCUUACAGAUAAUGUACUUCAAAGGAAUUGAAGCUGGGAGGUGUCCAUACUUCCCCCAUGCAGAUAGCGUCAUCUAUGCAGUGUCUACGGCUAUCUGCUUCCAUGCAGCUGUUAUGGAAGUUCAGAAUUUAAGGCCUUCUUAUUGGAAGUUUCUAUUGAGACUAACAAAGGGCAGGUUUAAACUAAUGAACCGGAAAGCCUUGGAUGUUUUUGGUUCUGAAGCCUCCAAAAACUUCAAUAACUUCAUCCCCAAACUGGACCCAAGAUUCACUGUUGUUAAGCCAGAGUUACCAAUUCAGUUCUCCUGA